Messenger RNA from Fusarium verticillioides 7600, 414 nucleotides. RefSeq lists its product as hypothetical. Bases 1 to 414 code for a protein of 137 amino acids. Lineage: Eukaryota; Fungi; Ascomycota; Sordariomycetes; Hypocreales; Nectriaceae. The record is from RefSeq and is a predicted model, not a curated record. The transcript has a single exon.
AUGCAAGUUUGCUUCGCUUGGCUCGAGGCUCACCGCAACCCGCCAGAUUCUCCAGAGGUGGGCGGAGAGGAAGAGCAUGCGGGGGGGACAGAUGAGGCGACUGCGGAGGAGAGGAGCGAGGGACAUAGUGAGCAUGGUUCUGAGGACGAGGAUGACAAGGGGCAAGGCAAUGAAGUAGAGGGGCUGCCAAAGGAGGAGGAGAGCAGAGAGGAAGUAGACAAAGAGGAGGAUAAAGAAGCGAUAACUAACCAGGGGGGAAAGAAUAAUAAGAACAAGGAGAUGGCAGGUAAGAAGGGAGAUGAAAGCGAGGAAGAAGAGGAUCAAACAAAGCAGAAGGGGAAAAAGACAAACACAAAGAACACGACUAAAAGCAAGAAAGUGAAAAAGAACAAGCAGAAGCGUCGUCAACAAUGA